This is a messenger RNA of Coffea arabica (coffee), 2216 nucleotides long. NCBI's taxonomy places the organism in Eukaryota, Viridiplantae, Streptophyta, Magnoliopsida, Gentianales, Rubiaceae. The record is from RefSeq and is a predicted model, not a curated record.
CCCCCGAUUUAACCACUCACCCACCGGUUAAACCAAUAACCCGUUGACCCACCUCCUUCGCCGGGUUCCUUCCUGGGUUGGGUUUAAUAACUAUGGAUUAAACUAAAUCAAUUCAAAUUGGCAAAAAUCUAUCACUCUCUCCUCCCUCUGCGUCCUCAAGAAGAAGCACCAGUAGCUGCAGCACCCCUCUUUCUCCAAUCUCACAUACUUUCAAUCCAAAUCCGAAUUUCAUGAUGUUAUUCUUCAUCAAACCCAGAAUAAUUACAGCCCUUUUGCUCUUUCUCGUCGUCUCAAUCUCCCUGCAAACUUGUCAGGUCAAUUCCCAGUGCAGCAAAGGCUGUGACUUAGCUUUAGCCAGCUACAACGUCUGGCAAAACUUAAACCCCACCAUAAUCGCCCAACUUUUCAGCGUCCCAACUUCCACUCUCAUCACCUGGAACCCGGUCAGCAUCCCAGACGAGGAUACAGUCCUUGAAGGGACGAGAGUAAACAUCCCAUUUCCUUGUGACUGCAUCAAUGGGAAUUUGCUAGCUCAUGUCUUCAAUUGCAGUGUUUCAUCGGGGGAUACUUAUGAUAUAAUUGCGUCCCACUUUUACGCGAAUUUAACGAGUACCACUUGGUUGCGGAGGUUUAAUAGUUAUCCAGAGAAUAAUAUCCCAGAUACUGGAGUUCUGAAUGUUACUGUGAAUUGUUCUUGCGGGAAUAAGGCGAUUUCCAAGGAUUAUGGGUUGUUCAUAACUUGGCCGAUAGAGGUUGGGGAUACUUUGGAGUCUGUAGCUGCUGCUAAUAAUUUGAGUGCUGAUUUGAUCAGCAGGUAUAAUCCAACGGCAAAUUUUACUGCUGGGAGUGGUCUGUUGUUCAUCCCUGGAAGGGAGCCGGAAGGAGCUUUUUUUUUUCUUUCUUCUGUUUUGUCAGGGAGAGAGCCGGUGGUUCAAUCUUCUCAUAUUGGAUCAGGAUUGUCAGGUGGAGCUAUAUCUGGGAUAUCUCUUGCAGUAGUUGGAGUGUUUUUUUUUGCAGCUUGCGGGUAUCUUCUUGUUUACAGAAAGAGGAAGGCAGAGAAAAUAUCACUUAAAGAUCAAUUUGAGCAACCUGCUUCUGAUAAUGCAGCUAAAGCUCCAGAGUCUGUUAAUGAUGCUAAAAGGGAUUCUCCAGGCCUUGGUGGAGUAGUUGUUGAGAGAUCUUUUGAGUUCUCGUAUGAAGAGCUUGCAAUAGCUACUAAAGGUUUCAGUUUGGCUAAUAAGAUAGGCGAAGGCGGCUUUGGCUCUGUUUAUUAUGCUGAGCUUGGGGGCGAGAAAGCGGCAAUCAAGAAAAUGGACUUGAAAGCAAAAAGAGAAUUUGUUGCUGAACUUAGGGUUUUAACACAUGUACAUCAUCAGAACCUGGUGCGCUUAAUUGGAUAUUGUGUGAAGGGUUCCCUUUUUCUUGUAUAUGAGUACAUUGACAAUGGAAACUUGAGCCAGCAUCUUCGAGGAUCAGGGUGCGACACACUGUCGUGGUCCAGCAGGGUGCAGAUUGCAGUGGAUUCAGCAAGAGGUCUUGAGUACAUUCAUGAGCAUACUAUUCCUGCCUACAUCCACCGUGACAUUAAAUCAGCAAACAUUUUGAUAGAUAAAGAUUUUCGUGCCAAGGUUGCAGAUUUUGGUUUAGCAAAAUUGGCUGAGGUCGGAGGUUCAUCUUUGCAAUCACAUCUUGUGGGUACAUUUGGCUACAUGGCACCAGAGUAUGCCAAUUGUGGUACUGUUUCUCCUAAAGUUGAUGUCUAUGCCUUUGGUGUUAUGCUUUAUGAACUAAUUUCAGCUAAGGCAGCUGUAGUUGAUGGAGGCUCUACUACUGAUACUAAGGGCCUUGUUGGUUUGUUUGAACAAGUUCCCAUAAUACCGGAUUCAAAUGAUGAUCUUCGCAAACUGGUUGACCCGAGACUUGGGGAUAAUUACCCAAUCGAAUCAGUCAGCAAGAUGUUUCAGCUAGCCAAACUUUGCACACAUAAAAAACCUGAAUCAAGGCCGAGCAUGAGAUCUGUUAUCGUUGCAUUAAUGGCAUUAUCAUCCCCCAAAAAGGAUUCUAAGAUUUUUGUUCCUCAUUUAGAAACUGAGAUCUUGAAAUACGAGUAUUCCAUGAUCAAGUCUAUGGAAACUGAAGUUCUGGGAUCUGAGACUUUUACAGUUACAUCUGUGGAAUCUGAGGCUUAUACAAUAGAAGAAGGAAUUGAGGAUUAA